GGUCUCCCACUGUGGAUGCUUGGGCUCGGCGCGGACCGACUGUGGGCCGACAUGAACCGCCUCCUCGCCUUCCUCUUCCACCAGGGAGUUCUGGACGAGCAAUUCCUGCAGCUUCAGCAGCUUCAGGACGAGUCUUCUCCAAACUUCGUGUCCGAGGUUGUCAACAUUUACUUCCACGAGUCCGAGAAGCUUCUCCGAAACCUCAGAUCAUUGCUAACGGAUAGGGAGCUGUCGGACUACAAGAAAAUGGGAAUCCAUGUGAACCAGUUGAUGGGAAGCAGUUCAAGUAUUGGCGCCAACAGAGUUCGAAACGUCUGCGUCGCGUUUCGUGCUGCCACUGACCAGAACAACCGUGCCGGAUGCCUGCGAGCUUUGGAGAUGCUAGAACACGAGUACUGCUAUCUCAAGAACAAAUUACACGAACUUUUCCAAAUAGAGCAAGAACGUGCUUUGGCAGCAGGAGUGAGGUACCCAGCGCAGAAUUAAAGAGGGCCGGGGUGAAUGAAAGA
Messenger RNA from Neltuma alba, 509 nucleotides. RefSeq names its product pseudo histidine-containing phosphotransfer protein 6-like. Gene Ontology annotation, cellular component: cytoplasm; nucleus. The transcript has 5 exons. The record is from RefSeq and is a predicted model, not a curated record. Lineage: Eukaryota; Viridiplantae; Streptophyta; Magnoliopsida; Fabales; Fabaceae. Bases 16 to 486 code for a protein of 156 amino acids. Gene Ontology annotation, biological process: phosphorelay signal transduction system; cytokinin-activated signaling pathway; phosphorylation. Gene Ontology annotation, molecular function: protein histidine kinase binding; histidine phosphotransfer kinase activity.